CCACGAUAACGUUGAUUCGGUCCAUGUUGAGCCCGUUCACUUGCUGUAACGUCUGGCUGCCAUAACGAGACUGUACCAAGAAAAAGGGAUGAGUCCAGCCGACGCCGAGGCCCGACGUCGCGAGCGCGGUGUCAUUGCUCAGCGUGAGUACCGCAAGCGACAUGCUUCCAAGGUACAGAAGCUUGAGCAGGAGAAUAGCAAUCUUAAGGAUGCCAUAGCCGAAAUCAAUAGGACUGUCAAGGGACAGUCUGUGUCGGAUGAUCUAAGAGCCGCACUCCGUCGUGCACGAGACCUGGCCGGUAUCACUGAAGACGAUGCCAUGGAUGAUGUCGACGACCAUGAUGCUGAAGAAGUAGGACCAUCUCAAUCACCACCCAACAUCCUAUCCCGGGCACCACCACCAGCAACAACUCAACGCUCAGCAGCGCCAGAGAAUCCAUCAUCAACAUCAGAAAAGCGCAUCCGUGCCAGCGGCAGGUCAAGUCCCCGCCUAGACUACGGCCUCUGGGUAGACACAGACCGCCUCAUCCGCAUCCUUGAACCACCACUCGACAUCGUCCCCUACCUCGGCCCGGGCAUGCACACCCUCGCCGGCUGCAUCUUCUGGUCAACAAUGAACUACACCGUCGACCUCUGGGAUGCCCGCCCUUCUCCGCCCGCCAUCAAAGCUUUGGACCGCAUGUUCAGCCACUCCAAGCACCUUACCGACCGCAAGUAUCUCCUCUCGCUCGCCCAGGCGAGAAUGGACUACAAAAAUAAGGGGUACAUGUUCCGCAAGCUCUCGGACCAGUUCGCCGAGCGGGCGUGCGGGGAAAUUAACCAACUUGUUAGGGAUGAGUGCGAGAAGAAGGGGAGACCGAGCAGGUACUGGAAGACGCCGGAAGAGGUUGCCGGGAAUAUUCUCAACCAGAUUACGACCGACCAGGCUGUGAGGAUGCAGGCUGUUGCGGAAGGCAAGGGGACGCCCUCUGACGGGGAGAUGAUGCAGGCGCUUGUGGGGUGGCUGUCUCAAAACUUUGUGUGCUUCGGCGACGGGCCAAGGUGGAGUACCGUCUGCGUCUCCGUUGGCAUCGGAAGCUGGGUCAGAGAGCUCAUAGAAAGAGACGCUCGCGCAGAGGGAGAGACAACAUCCGGCUCACACGAAACGCCAUCUUGAUUAUUCCGCUUCAUCUUUGAGAGUCAUCCACAUCAAAGCUCCAUCCGCAUGGCUCGCCGAGCCAGCUCGCUUUGCCAACCAGGGGCAUCCCAUCCGUCCUCAUCAUACCCAGAGGAACUACGCCUCGUGGGAACGUCCGCUAUCAGUCCCACACACCCGCCAUUAUAUCUUUUCGGCGGGUUGUCCGAAGCCUCACACCAGAAGAAUGAUCUCCUGCCCUCGAGCCAUUCACUCUCAGCCAACGCCCCAUCCCACGGCCUCUCCCAGUCACCGGCAUAGAAAACGACCUUCUUCAACAAAUCGCCAACCUUCUUCUCCCGCAAGUGUCCCCACAGCUGCGAGGCCUGUUCAAUCUCCAGCGGCGGCUGGGCCAUGGACUCUACUCCGCUGCUGCAAUCCGACGCCUCGCCCAUCUUCCAUUGCUCGUAGCCAUAGAUCCCCUCUGUGGAGGCACCCAGCUGCCGCCGGCACUCGCUCGCAAACUCCAAAAAGAUUGUAAUGUUGGUCAGUUUCGGGAAGUUGGUCACCAGCGCGUCAAAGUGCUCCAUUGGCCAUGUUCCGUUCCGGUUGAUGUCGAGGGUAAUGCUUUCCAAGUUCGGCGCCAUGCGGCCGAGUUCUGCGAGUUCUUCCGCCGUCAUCACCCUCCGUUGUCGAAUUCCGCUUUCCGCCUCGCGCCAUUCGAGGCUUUUGAGAGACUGCGCGUGGUGUCGUAUGAUAGGCAGCACAGAGGCGCCGGUCUCGCGGCUGAAUAUCCACGACAGAUGGGUCAGCGAGUUCUCGGGAACCCCCAAGAUGAGGUCUUUUGCCCAGGCGCCAUAGACCUUUAACGACUGGAGCGAUUUCAAGUGUGGGACCAGCUUCGUCACGUCAGGAUACUCGUCGAAUCUGGGUCUGAGUGUGAGGUUCUUGAUGCUCCCGAAAUCCAUGGCAUCCAGCCACAAGUCCAGAUUCGUAUUGUCCUUUUGCUCCGCGGAUAACGGGAGAUACCUCAACCACUUCCAGGCUCUACCAGAGCCAAUCCACUCCAUCCUAUCCCAAAAUUUGGAACCCGUCCGAAACGGCGGCUCCUGGAUCUCGUCCCAUAUCCGAUCGCCGAAAUGAUAGCCCUCUAGGUCUAGUGACUCCAG
Messenger RNA from Colletotrichum scovillei, 2283 nucleotides. RefSeq lists its product as uncharacterized. Bases 89 to 1156 code for a protein of 355 amino acids. The transcript is spliced from 2 exons. Lineage: Eukaryota; Fungi; Ascomycota; Sordariomycetes; Glomerellales; Glomerellaceae. The record is from RefSeq and is a predicted model, not a curated record.